UGUGGGGCCGGGGUGACGAGAGCAGGAAGCCGGGAGAGGAAGGGGGUCUGAGGUUCGGCAGCGGCGAGGGAUCGGGGUCGGGGGUGCGCGGGCUGGUUCCCCUCCCCGGGCGCCGCUCCGCCCCCAGAGUCCGAUGGCGGCGGCCGCGCGGAGGGACCUGGCUCAGGGCCAUGUGACCUUUGAGGACGUGGCUGUCUACUUCUCUUGGGAGGAGUGGGGGCUCCUUGAUGAAGCCCAGAGACUCCUGUACCGUGAUGUGAUGCUGGAGAACUUUUCACUGAUGGCCUCUCUGGGACUUGCAUCUUCCAUGACUCACGAAAUCACCCAGCUGGAGUGGUGGAGAGAACCCUUUUUGCCUCCCUGUGGAGUCAUGACUGCAGCCAUGCCAAGAGAUGGCCGACAGCCGAGGUUGAGGAGGCACCUCAUGAGCAGAGUGUUUAUAUAG
Messenger RNA from Neomonachus schauinslandi (Hawaiian monk seal), 445 nucleotides. RefSeq names its product zinc finger protein 773-like. Gene Ontology annotation, biological process: regulation of DNA-templated transcription. The record is from RefSeq and is a predicted model, not a curated record. The coding region runs from base 134 to 445 and encodes 103 amino acids. NCBI's taxonomy places the organism in Eukaryota, Metazoa, Chordata, Mammalia, Carnivora, Phocidae. The transcript is spliced from 5 exons.